This is a messenger RNA of Lytechinus variegatus (green sea urchin), 4023 nucleotides long. RefSeq lists its product as uncharacterized. The record is from RefSeq and is a predicted model, not a curated record. The transcript has 4 exons. Lineage: Eukaryota; Metazoa; Echinodermata; Echinoidea; Temnopleuroida; Toxopneustidae. The coding region runs from base 797 to 2476 and encodes 559 amino acids.
GUUGCACAGGCCCUCCCCUCUCCUCGAAAAGUGGGGGGAUAUAUAACCCAUCCCCCCGGAUUUACGCCAGUGUAUCGGAGGGAACUGGAACCGCCUGUGGCCUGCAAAAAUUAUUCUGAUUCGAAGGCCUGUAAUUUCCUUAUCAAGCAGAGAAAGAAAAACAAAACUACAACGUCAUCAUUUCGGGACAAUUACUGUAAAACAAUCGCGCGUCAUUUUUUAAAGUUCCCCAAAUCGACCAUGGUCAAGCUCGGGUACGUUAAAUUGAAAUAAAGAUUCUGGAAUGCUUAUUAAAUUUACGCUAUUUAUUUUGGCCCUUUGUAUCAAAUCUACUGAUGAUUCGUAAUAUUACCUACAUUUGCUGGGAAUUUCGGUAUAAAUUUGUGCACCUGUGUAAGUGAUAAACAUUCACAGCAAUACUAGAUUUUAAAGAUUCCAUUGGUUUGAAGAAUUUUAAAAUAGGAGAGUGAGCAAAACGAUACUAACAGGCGUUGCUAACAGGGUUGCCAGGCGCGAAAAUCCGAUUUAGCUCCGCCCAGUUUUCACACUUACGGGGGAUUAACGUUUACGCGCCGGCGCGGCACGGGCAUGCAUGCAAUAGCAUUAUGCAAGCGCAGCGCAAUUGGCCAAAAGUGAAGUUCGCUAUUAUUUAUCAGAUCGAUCACAUAUAGCACACGUACUUUCAUUAUCGUCACGCCAUUUAACUAAAUUAGUUCAGCUUCGUAAUCUGUAUCAUCAGUUUUUACGCAAACACAUAUAAGGACAGUGGUACUGAUAAUAUCAAGUUAUUUACGACAUGUCUACGGAAAAAACUGGAGAUGCCCUGGCAGCAUCAAAACAACUUCCCGAAGUUGAUUUGAGCUGGCUUUCUACGCCCACUGGUCUAACGAAGAAGAGGAAGGAGCACACCCACACAGCUUUGCCCAAGCGCCGAGGCCAGCCCGGACGACCGUCGGUUCGAGAGCGAUUUCCUGAGGUCCUUCCUGCAGCCACUCGCUUUAUCAACGAUAACGGCUUCAGGGCGCAUCGCCGUCGUCGAGAAACAGGAACGUGCGGGUCUACUCUGCGUAACAUCAAACAACAUUUGAAAGAGAACAUUCCUGGACUUCAAGAUUCUCAUCCUAAUCUCAGUGACCGGACUGUGGCUAGAUGGAUGAUGCCACCCAAUCGUGCUUUCCAUGCGUCUAAGUCAUAUGCAGGACUUAUAGAUGCCCGAGUCCCGGCAAAAGACAAUUCUGGACGGAAAGACAAUGACAAUAGUCAUUUCUACUCUGCAAGGGUGCGAUACGUCAUGGAAUGUGCUUCCAAACAUAACCAAGAGGUCCUUAUCUACAGUGCAGAUAACAAGAAUAAAAUCAAGGUUGGAGAUUCUACACUAGCAGUGGACCGUCGCAUCGCUAUCAGGAGAAUUUUCCCCUGUGAGGACACACCUAUUUACCAAGAUCAUGACUUCCCCACUCCUGGAUACCUGUUGGUCCCAUCAGGUUACUUGGAACUGGAUCCGUCAACACUGCAGACCACAGACAACUAUGGGAGAGAUCAUUAUGUAUUUCCCCAGCCUGGAUCUUCUAGUGUAUUUAUUCGGAGCCCCCAUUCUCCAUGUAACGUCGCAACGCAUCUCCAUGACAUGACAAGCAUCCUGGACAAGAAGGAAGCUCCAAGGAAGUCUGUUCUAUUCCUUGUUGUAGAUGGUGGGCCCGAUUUUAAUGUUAACCACUGGAUCAACUUGUUCUAUUACGGGAGAUUUUUCAGAGACACCAACCUAGAUGCUCUUCUUGUUACGUCAUACUGCCCUGGGGACUCCGCUUUAAACCCGAUCGAACAUCUGUGGGCGCCUUGCACGCAUGCAUUGACAUCGGUGUAUCUUCCAUCGACCUUAGAUGGUGAAGUGAAUCCUCCAUGCGCCCAGAGUGGACUGUCGGCAGAAGAGAGGCUGAGAAAGGAGCAUCAAGUAUUCAACAAAGCUGCUGCUUCUAUAAGAGACAUUCAUUGGAGACAUCUCCAGUUCAAUGGACAGAGAGUGAAUGUUUGCUGCGUUCCCAGCGGAGUGACGAGUGGCAGUGAGGAGUACGACAGAAUCAAACAAGCUCUUGGAGGUUCAGGAAAGACCUUGAAGGACAGCGACUACUAUAAUGAUUUCAAGUUCUGUAUGUCACACAUUGAUAGGCGUAUAGGUACAGUUAUAUUUAGCAAGUGCCAGCAAGAUGAAUGUACACACUGCAUGAGGAACCCUCCUCGAGCUUCACCUGGACUCAUGGACUGUUUGAGGUCAUUUCCAACGCCCCAGCCGAGCACAACAGCACCAGGGCAUUUUCUUACGUUCAAGGAGUCGCUGCUUGCCCCACGUGCCGAACCAUGUGAGCACCUACCACAGUACAGGAGCAAAGGCCUUGGAAGAUGCUGUAUCCCAGGGUGCAAGUAUGUUUUUAGUAGUCAAAAGGAUGUAAUCGACCAUCGUCGGAAGUUCCAUCGUUAAAUAUUUGAAUUUCCAUCUUAUGUCUGCAUAGCAGAACCCAGGAUAAUAACAUUUUUCUGCUACUGAACAAAGAUUAGGAAUCUGGAUUGUUAACAUAACUUUUCAAGUAUGAGAAUUUAUUUCAUAAAGCUUGGAAGUGCAUGAAUAUCAGGCCAGAUGACCGAUGCCUGGUCAGUGUCAAGAAACUUUGUCUGCACCAAAAUGUUGGUCAAGAUAAUGAUUAAAAUUCUAGUAAACAACAUUAGAAUUUUGUUGUCAACGUUUCCCCCGCUAAUUAUCUAGUGAUAGCAAUUCACAUAAACCUAGUUUGUUACUAAAAAAGGGAAGUAACAAAAAUGAUAAUAACCUUGGUUCAUACCACCCCCCCCCAAAAAAAAAAAAAUAAUGUCAAAACUUUUUAAUUACGUUUUUAACAAAUCAAAACCAAGACAAAAUUUACACAGGUUUAUUAACGGAUAGCGAUUCACAUAAACCUAGCUUGUUACACAAAAAGGGAAAGUUACAAAAAUGAUAGUAACAUUGUUUCAUAUCACCACUCACAUGUACUCCCCCAAAAAAGAAAUCUGGCUAAGUUAAUUUAUUUGGUAAAUGAUGUACAGGCAACACAAGAUAUACAAACUAGGAUUAUGAGAUGAUUUUCCAAAAAGUAUCGAAAAUAACAUACAGAAAAUACAAAACAAUUUUGAAUUUUUUGAAGAAAAAGUGCAGUGUAUAUCAAGUAUUAAAACUGAAGUAUUAGUUGCAUGACAAAAUAUAAAAUAAUUUAAAUAUGUUGAGUACACUGUAUAGUAUUACUAGAGACUAGGGCAUUGAGCCUGACAUACAAAAUGUAUGUUUGUGACCUUGUAACCUGCUGACAUUAUACGAAAAACCAAAUUAAGUGGACUCAUAUAUUCACCUUUGCACUUCUAUGUUGAUAUUUUUAGCAUUUAUUGUCGUAAACUCAUUCAAUUUACUGGUGGAUUUGAAACAGUGUAAUUGACACAAUUUUGCCAAAACUAUCCUUAUGGCGAGAAGCGUUCUUUUUUAUUUGUUAAAAUUCCAAUGCCAUAUAUUUCUUUUUUUGAGGUGCGUACUCACUAUUGGUUUGGAAGGUCACAGUUUUAUUUAAUUGACAGUAUUUUUAAAGCGUACUGUCUACAUUCUUUGACUCAUUAAUGUAGAGACAGUUUUUAUUUUGUAGAGACAGACUUAGAUUUAUUUCCAUAAAACAAUGGUGAUUAAUUUGUACUUGACAAUAUUGUUACAAAUUGUGUUGUUAUAAUUUCUAGGUACUGUGUCAUCGACAGUGGAAUAAAGUUUCUUGUAUUUUUAUGUGACAUUUUUGUACAUAUGCUUUUUUUGUUCUUAAAGAGAUUAAGAGUUGUGUUGAAAUAAAAAGAAAAUUUAAAAAUAUAUUACUUUAAAAGCUAAUUCCAGUGCAGAGUCUGAGAAGUGGAUGUAGUUUGCAAGUGGGGAAGAAAUGAGUAAGUGAAGAAUGUGGUCAGUGUUCUGAAAAAGGGUAAUUGAUUGGUACGAAGUCCGCACAUUAUGAGAGUACCCCCCCC